Messenger RNA from Glycine soja, 876 nucleotides. RefSeq names its product CASP-like protein 1C3. The coding region runs from base 194 to 676 and encodes 160 amino acids. The transcript is spliced from 3 exons. NCBI's taxonomy places the organism in Eukaryota, Viridiplantae, Streptophyta, Magnoliopsida, Fabales, Fabaceae. The record is from RefSeq and is a predicted model, not a curated record.
ACUUUAGAGGGCCACUAAAUGAAACCAUAUAUUGGCUACCUAAUACUUCUCUCUCUAGCUAACACACAAAUAUAUAUGCACUGCAUAUUGUGUUCAAAUUGUGUGUUUUAAAUAAAAACUUGUUCGAGCAGAGAGCCAUUUUUUUUUGUUUUUUGUGAUAAACUCGAUCAUCAAUUUCAAGGCAGUGUCCUCCAUGGCCAAGACCAAGAGACUCCUCACACUUUUUCUAAGGUUCCUUGCCAUUGGAGCAACUAUAGCAGCAGUGAUCGUUAUGGUGACAAGCCAUGAAUCUACUGAGGUCUUCAACCUAACCUUCACUGCCAAAUAUAGCAACGAUCCAGCAUUCAAGUACUUUGUGGUAGCAGAAGCCAUAGCAUGUGGAUACAGCCUAAUUCUCCUCUUCACAUGUUCCCAAACUUCACUUGGGCGUUUGGUUCUGAUCCUUGAUGUGGUGAUAGCAAUGCUACUCACUUCAAGCGUGUCAGCAGCACUAGCAAUAGCUCAUGUUGGCAAGAAAGGCAACACUCAUGCUGGUUGGCUUCCAAUUUGUGGACAAGUUCCUAAAUUUUGUGACCAUGUCACUGGAGCUCUUGUUGCUGGUUUCGCUGCAGCUAUAAUAUACUUAAUACUUAUUUUUUGUCCUCUUUACUCUGCUCAGAACCCCCUCUAUCUGUGAAAGUACUAGAAACACAAUAUACUUAAUACAUCCAUCACCAAUCAAGUGUUUUUGAUCUACUACGCUUUUUCAUAUCAAGCAUCUUCUGGUUCUAGUUCUUGUCCCUUCACCCCACUUGUACUGAUUUAUUUAUUCAUAGAUAGAUAUCAAUAUCAAUACAAAGAUCCCUAUUAAUGGCUUCUUAAUUUUAGGACUGCUCA